This is a messenger RNA of Microtus ochrogaster (prairie vole), 1959 nucleotides long. It is a transcript of the gene Syngr3, whose product is annotated as synaptogyrin 3. NCBI's taxonomy places the organism in Eukaryota, Metazoa, Chordata, Mammalia, Rodentia, Cricetidae. The record is from RefSeq and is a predicted model, not a curated record. Gene Ontology annotation, cellular component: synaptic vesicle membrane; neuromuscular junction.
GUAGCGGCAGCAUCCGUAGCAUCAGCAGCCUCAGCAGCAGCCCCGGUUGGUCUCGGGCAGGGUAGACCGGCAGGACAAACGGACAGAAGGCACCGGUCCUGCCAUGGAGGGAGCCUCCUUCGGCGCGGGCCGUGCGGGAGCUGCCUUCGAUCCCGUGAGCUUCGCGAAGCGGCCCCAGACCCUGUUGCGGGCCGUGUCUUGGGUUUUCUCUAUUGCCGUGUUCGGGCCCAUAGUCAACGAAGGCUAUGUAAACGCGGACAGCGGUCCAGAAUUGCGUUGCGUCUUCAACGGAAACGCGGGCGCCUGUCGCUUCGGCAUCGUGCUGGGUCUCGGGGCCUUCAUCGCCUGCGCUGCCUUCCUGCUGCUGGACGCGCGUUUUCAGCAGAUCAGCAGCGUCCGAGACCGUCGCCGCGCUGUGCUUCUGGACCUGGGCUUCUCAGGUGUCUGGUCCUUCCUGUGGUUCGUAGGCUUCUGUUUCCUCACCAAUCAGUGGCAGCGCACAGCGCCAGGACCAGGCACUGCACAGGCUGGGGAUGCGGCACGGGCCGCCAUCGCGUUCAGCUUCUUCUCCAUCCUCAGCUGGGUGGCACUCACCGUGAAGGCCCUGCAGCGGUUCCGCCUGGGCACCGAUAUGUCUCUGUUUGCCACAGAUCAGCUAGGUGCUGGGGCUGCCCAGGCCUACCCAGGCUACCCAGUGGGCAGUGGUGUGGAGGGCACAGAAACAUACCAGAGCCCGCCCUUCACCGAAACCCUGGACACCAGCCCCAAAGGGUACCAGGUGCCUGCCUACUAGUAGCUGUUACGCUUCUGCCAGGGCUGGAAGGCCACAUCACCAUCGUAGGCCUCGAGGCCUCCUGGGACCUUUCCUGGGUCCUACCGUCCCAGUGCCAAGGACAGAGAAAGUGGCCACUGUGGGUCUCUGGGACCAAGGGGAGUAGCCUCCCUAGGAUUCCUGGACUGUCCCCACAAAGUUUCCCCUAGUUAGAGGUCCCAGUUCUAAGGCCCUCUGAGAAGAAAACAGUACUGCCUGAAGUGGGCUGUCCUGGGAAGCAUUCCUUUCAUGGGCCAGCCAACCACGGGCUCACCUGUCCACUCUAGGGUCAGAAGUCCAGCGACCUUCCAGGGCAGGGUGCAAGGGCUUCUGAGGACCAGGGAGAGGGAGUCUAUUUACACCCUUAGGUGGGGUUAUGGCCCUUGUUCCCAGUCCCAUGUCUCUGUGGACAGUGACUGCCCUGGCUCCUAUCAUUGUGGUCCACCCUGUCCAGAGGCCCCCCUCUACUUCCUCUUGCAGGAUUCCCUAGAACAGCUCAGCCCUGUCGGUAUUGUGAUUGUGAUUAAGUCUUCAGAUUUCAUCUCAUAGUGCUCCCAUAAGCUGCCCCCCUCUGUGUGGCUCCUGCCCAGGUGUGGGUGCUUCUGCCCAGAAAGGCAUAGACAGCUAUGAGCCUGGGUACCCACUCUUCAGUAAGACCUUCCCUAGGGAAGAGUGAGACAGUUGGGUACCUGUGUAACAGGCAAGACAAGCCUCUUACAAGGUCUCAUCUGCCCAGGGUGUUGCUGAAGGGUCAUUCCUGUAAAUGGCUUAACCUUGCUUCCUGAACCAGUCCCCCUGUUCUAUUGUCUGUUCCCUUUUAAGGCCCAGACCAGGUCCCUGUGCAUAACAGACUACUCAUGCAUUGCUUGAAGCUGGCUUUUCAAAUCAAGUCAAACCAAAUGCGUUGCCAUAUCUCAUUCUUCCAGACAAAAUGCCUCCCUGUGGAGUUGCAGUUGAAUGACAACCCUGUACGUUGUAGCAUAGACCAAUUAUGUGGAUAUUUAAGUGAUCAUGUUUACAAAUUUUGUAUAUAUGGAUCUAUUUCUCUCUCUUCUGAAAGUCAGAACAAUCCGUGAUUGUGUAUUUUCAGUGUCCCCUGUUAAAACUGCAACUUCUUUACAAUAAAGACUGUAAAUGCAUUGACCACA